Messenger RNA from Brettanomyces nanus, 927 nucleotides. RefSeq lists its product as uncharacterized. The transcript has a single exon. Gene Ontology annotation, molecular function: palmitoyl-(protein) hydrolase activity. The record is from RefSeq and is a predicted model, not a curated record. Gene Ontology annotation, cellular component: membrane. NCBI's taxonomy places the organism in Eukaryota, Fungi, Ascomycota, Pichiomycetes, Pichiales, Pichiaceae. Bases 1 to 927 code for a protein of 308 amino acids.
AUGCCGGAAGCCAUUGCAUCUGCACAUUCAUCAUCCCCCGUAUUUUCUACUUUUUUGAAGUUUAUCAAGACGAGUGCAAUUGUUGGUGCCUCGGCAGCAGUUCUGGCCUUAGUUGCGUUAUAUGCAUAUCAGUCUAAGAUCGUCUACCCGUCUGGAUUGAACAACGCUCGGGUGAAGGUGAGCACUCCAGAUGAAUACGGUUUACCGUACCGAGCAGUGAAUUUACGUACAAGGGACGGCGAGACUUUGCAGUCUUUUCUUCUUCUUCAUGAUAAAGAUGACCCUGGCUACAGUAACAAAACUGUUCUGGUGUUGAGCCCUAACGCUGGCAACAUCGGUCAUUUUUUGCCUGUUGUCAAAUAUAUUUACAAGUCUCUCAAUUACAACGUGUUUAUAUAUUCUUAUAGAGGCUACGGCAAGUCUACAGGCUAUCCCAGUGAGCAUGGGCUAAAGAUAGAUGCAGAUACAGCCAUGGAGUUUAUUUCUCACCAUCCUCAAUUGUCUCAAUCCUCUUUGGUUUGUUAUGGACGGUCGAUUGGAGGUGCAGUUGCCAUAUAUAUGGCUUACAAGUUUCCAACAUUGGUUUCAGGACUUAUAUUGGAUAAUACCUUUUUGAAUAUAAGGAAGUUGAUUCCAUAUAUCUUCCCUCUCUUGAAACCUGUAGCCUUUCUGUGCCAUGAAGUAUGGCCCUCAGAGGAAUACAUGAAGCAGAUUCCACCUCAAAUCCCUGUUCUUUUUUUAAGCGCUAAGAAUGACGAGAUUGUGCCUCCUGCACAUAUGAAGAAGUUAAAAGAGCUUAGUAAAGCCACCCAGAAGGUCUGGAAGGAGUUCGACGAUGCUCAUCAUAACGAUACAAUUACGUGUUCAGGCUACUGGGAGGCCUUCUACGACUUCAUGCAUGACAUGGUGACCCCUGUAGGCAGGUAG